AGAACAAAAUAUCAAUGCAAUCGAUUGAAUUGGUAUGACUUGUCAUAAACAAUAUUAGAGUGUUAAAUAUUUUGUAAAUUAUGAUUCAAUUUUACAUCAAGUAUGGUUAGAGUUGCUGUUAUUGGAUGUGGUGUACUUGGUAUUAAAAUCAUUGGUGCAUUAGCGUAUAAUGGACAUGAAGUGCGUGUUUACGACAAUGAUGCCAGUGUCUUGAAUAAAGUAUACUUGCGCUUGAGCGAAGACAGGAGGAUUCUUCGCGAAGAUGGCUUCUUGUUGGGGAAUGAUUUUGUGGGCGAAGUAUUUUGCUUCAGUUCAUUGGAAGAUACUGUCCGGGGAGUCCAGUUCGUGUUUGAAUCUGUUUCUGAAGACCUACAAGUAAAGAAAAGCAUUUUCAAGAAGAUUAUUUCCAUUUGUUCAGAAGAUACCAUCCUUUCAACUGGGACCAUGAGGCUUCCAGUUAAUGAAAUAUUUGAGGAUCUCAAAAACCGUGAGCGAUGCCUUGGUAUUAGAUUCUUGUAUCCAGUUUACUUUAUUCCAGAAGUUGAGCUUUUGACGACAAAGUAUACUUCAGUUUCAACAUUGGAAAAAGUGCGUAAAUUUCUCGAACGAAUGGGUAGAGUUGCUUUCUUUCGUUCAGGACCUGAACCAAUUGUUCUGAGUGAAGAACAGAGAGAAUCGAGAAAAAAUGCUUUUAUCCGUCAAAUGAAUGAACAAAAAGGAAUCGGAAGAAGAUUAACAUUGCCUGUUCCGGAUUUACAGUCAAAUUCAAUUGAUAUGGAUACUCUUAAAGACACAACCACCGAGGCCAUGAACUCUCGCAAGGAGAAAGAGUGUGUCGUUUGUAUGGAUACAGAUCGCGAUUGUGUUCUCCAUCCUUGUCAUCAUCUGUGUACUUGUAUCAACUGCGGUAAAUUACUGCUCAAAAGACAAGAUGCUUGUCCUAUUUGCCGUCGACCAAUAAGUAAUGUUUUUCGUGUUUUUCACCCUUGAUCCUGGAUGAUUGUGAUUUUACUGAAACCUAAUGUUUCUCACAGUUGAUUCAGAUUCAAAGUGGUAAAAUUCAAAAUCAAAUGACACUGAAAAACUUUGUUAGAAUGACUAAUAUAGAAAUGAAAGUAACUUAAUUGUUAGUGUUGAACCAGUAUUGAUGGACUGUUAUUUUCUGCUUUUGAAGACGGUAAUGAAAUAAUCAAGUGACUAUUAUUUCAAUUAUCACAUGUAACUUAACUUCGCUGUUGUAUCUGGAAUGAACUUAUUGAUAAUUAAAUGGUGUAAUAAAAAAAAUCCUAA
Tetranychus urticae (two-spotted spider mite) is the source of this 1290-nucleotide messenger RNA. RefSeq lists its product as uncharacterized. The record is from RefSeq and is a predicted model, not a curated record. Gene Ontology annotation, molecular function: oxidoreductase activity; NAD+ binding. Lineage: Eukaryota; Metazoa; Arthropoda; Arachnida; Trombidiformes; Tetranychidae. Gene Ontology annotation, biological process: fatty acid metabolic process.